This is a messenger RNA of Lachancea lanzarotensis, 1776 nucleotides long. RefSeq names its product LALA0S01e05050g1_1 (gene SKY1). The transcript has a single exon. The coding region runs from base 1 to 1776 and encodes 591 amino acids. Lineage: Eukaryota; Fungi; Ascomycota; Saccharomycetes; Saccharomycetales; Saccharomycetaceae. Gene Ontology annotation, biological process: regulation of mRNA processing; spliceosomal complex assembly; protein phosphorylation. Gene Ontology annotation, molecular function: ATP binding; protein kinase activity. The record is from RefSeq and is a predicted model, not a curated record.
AUGGGAUCAUCUAUCAAUUACCCAGGGUUUGUGAGCGAACCCAAACAGACAGUUGUGCCCAAACCUGUUUUCCUUAGAGAAAACCUUAAAUCCAAGCAAACGGCCGCAAAGUCGAAGCUUUCGCUGGCUUUGCAAAUCCAGAAAGACGAUGACGAGGAAGGUCCAGAGCUUUCUGUUCACAAGGAAGGUGAGGAGGCCCCAGAUUCUGAAUCAGACUACUCGUCGUGCGACGAGAAAAAUGAAGAAAGUCUAAUAGACUAUAAGCCGGGUGGAUACCACCCGGCCUCUCGAGGAGAAUUGUACAACAAUGGUCGGUAUAUUUUGGUCCGUAAGCUCGGAUGGGGCCACUUUUCUACCGUUUGGCUUGCCAAAGACACUGUCAGCAACGCACACGUAGCCAUGAAAGUGGUGCGUAGCGACAAAGUUUAUACAGAAGCUGCCUUAGACGAAAUCAAGCUUUUGAAACGUGUGAGCAGCAGUGAUGGAUUUCUUGAAGGUUUCUGCGAGGCUUCAAAACAUAUUCUCAGUCUUUUAGACAACUUCACCCACACUGGACCUAAUGGUAAGCACGUAGUGAUGGUGUUUGAAGUUUUGGGAGAGAACUUGUUGGCGUUGAUAAAAAAGUACGAACAUCGCGGUAUUCCCACGAUGUACGUAAAACAGAUAGCAAAACAACUGCUACUUGGUCUCGACUACAUGCAUAGAAAAUGCGGCGUUAUUCACACCGAUAUCAAACCAGAAAAUGUACUCAUGGAAGUGGGAGACGUUGAAGCGAUAGUUAAGAUGGUCGAGCUUCUAGAUAAACAGAAGAGAGAUCAAAGAAAAGUUCAUAGGCGUGCUACUAGAACAUCUAUUGAAACGCCAACUGCCACAGCAGUUUCAUCCAGAAGCAGCACAUCGGGGUCGCGGGAAAGGGUGAGUGGUCGUAGAUUGAGAAGACACACAUUGAUAACCGGAUCUCAGCCUCUUCCCUCUCCCUUAAGCUCGACAAAUUUUUUUGAAAUAAAGGCUCAGAUGAUGGGCCAAUCGCUACCUAGGCCGAUGCCUACUACUCCAAAAACCAAUGUAUCCGCUGGUGAGGAAGAGCAGGCUACAAAUUCACUUUCGUCAAUGGAAAUCUCGAAUACCACUGGUGAUGAUAGAACGGAAGAAGAAUUGCGCACAGAUUCCGAUGUCAUUCAAGUCAAGAUAGCGGAUCUUGGUAAUGCUUGUUGGUUCGACGAGCACUAUACAAAUUCAAUCCAGACACGCGAGUACCGCUCACCGGAAGUUAUUAUCGGAUGCGAAUGGGGGGCCAGCGCCGAUAUAUGGUCCGCUGCAUGUCUCAUUUUCGAGCUUUUGACAGGGGAUUUUCUCUUUGAGCCUGACGAAGGACAUUCCUACAGUAAAGAUGACGAUCACAUAGCACAGAUCGUAGAAUUGCUCGGCGAAAUACCGUCUCAAUUACUACGGACCGGCCGUCACGCACGUUCGUUCUUCAACUCUCGGGGUCAAUUGAGAAAUAUUUCCAAAUUAAAAUUUUGGCCAUUGAAGGACGUCUUGCGCGAAAAGUACAAGUUUCCGGAAGAAGAAGCACAAACUAUAUCGGAGUUUUUGCUACCUAUGCUACGAUUAAAUCCGAGCGAACGAGCCGAUGCAGGUGGAAUGGUGAACCAUCCGUGGUUGAAUGAUACUGUAGGUCUGGAAGGCGUACAACUGAGCGAAAGACAGCUAUACGGAAGCGGCGCGGAUAUCCCUGGCUGGUACCGAGAAGUCGCAGGCCACCCAAGACACUAA